AUGAUCGAUGUAACAAAAGUCAUCAUGCACGAGGGCUUUGUUAACAAAUCGGGAAAGACGCCGCGAGGCAGUGAUUUUUGGUUCUAUAACGACAUUGCUGUCCUUAAGCUAAAAACCAAGCUGACCUACGGAGGCCAGGUGGGCCCGGCCAUUCUCGUCAACAACGCCAAGGAGAAGCUGUGGCCGGCCGGUCAAAAGGCUACGAUAAUGGGCUGGGGCUACACGAACAUGUUUCCGGUAAUGAUGCCUUCACUCCUAUCAGCCCCGAUGACAGCCAUGUCCGAAAAGGAAUGCACCCGACAGUUCCCGACCGACUAUAUGCAGCUGAUGAUCUGCGCUUCCGGAUUUUUAAGGGGACCAUGUCCGGGUGAUUCCGGAGGUCCGAUCGUGCGCGAAUACUUCUCGAAAAAAUCCGGCAAAUUCAAGAACAUCCAAGUGGGCAUCAUCAGCCGUGGUCCCGGCAACUGUCAAUACGACAAUAAUGAAUACGCCGCAUUUACCGACACGUACCGCUUCUGUGGGUGGAUCGAACGGAUCAUUGGGCUCGACGGGAUUUGUAAAAGAUUGGAAGAGAUU
This is a messenger RNA of Mesorhabditis spiculigera, 576 nucleotides long. The record is from the annotation of a GenBank genome assembly. Lineage: Eukaryota; Metazoa; Nematoda; Chromadorea; Rhabditida; Rhabditidae.